AUGCAUUGAGUGAGAGAAGGAGAUCAAUGCAUCAUCUUGUGAGGGAGAGAGCCGAAGAGCAGGGGGUGGCUGUGAGCUCACUCUCUCCUUCCACCCACCUGCCGGCGAUCUCAUCCUCGACAAAUUCCCAUUUCUGCGCUCUUAUUACACACUCUUUAAUGCUUCUAUAUGACUGACUAUCACCCAGAACUCGAGACUAUCUGCAUAAAUAUCUGUACACCACGGAUUCCAUCUCAAGCUCGAAUUUGGAUGCUAUUUAAGAGUGUCUCUGGGGUACACCCCAAUUCCCUCCAUGAAGCUGAGUAUCUCCCUCUCUUUUCACAGUUACAGCUCGACAUAUACACUGCUCGUUGACUCGAUCCUGGCAUUAGAACGACGCCAUCUACAUCCCCCAGCCUUCAAAACCCCCCCCUUUCUGCCCACUUCGAGCUGCCAAACCCCCCCUGAUCUUCCAGACAGUAAUCCCAGUCCAUUCCUUCGAUUUCUGGCCGCCCAUUCGCUCCAAAAUCCCCUGCCCCAUACCCUGCAAGCUGCGAAUGCCUCUUCGCUUCAGAUGCACGCUUAUUCGGGUUUCCCUCCCUCUCUCAUUGGGCGCUCAAAUCCUGCGAUUUAAUCGCACCCAGAGCGAUAUUAUCGCAUAUUUUCGAUCUUUGGGGCUCCUUCACUUGUCUGACUACGCUGCAGGGUUAUUUCGCGGUCAGCCCACAUUCUGGACGAGCAACAGUCUCCCCCCUGCAGCCUGCGGACUGGAGCCAGGUUUUUCGCUUGAAUUCCGGCGCUUAUUCGCAUUUCACUCCCAUUCCUAUUGGGUGCUCGUUUCCUGCGAUUUAAUCGCACCCAGUGCGAGAUUAUGGCAUAUUUUCGGUCUUUUGGGUUCCUUGCGUUGUCUGACAACGUUGCAGGGGUAUUCCACGGCGACUCGUCAUUCUGGAUUGUGUUUUCCUGGGCCAGGCGCUGCUCGAUUCCACAUAGCGUCAAUAUUUAUGCAUAUCGUGCAUUUUUCGACUGUGCAUAGCCUGCACUUGCGCAUAUUGUGCGCUGC
This is a messenger RNA of Mycena citricolor, 1042 nucleotides long. The record is from the annotation of a GenBank genome assembly. Lineage: Eukaryota; Fungi; Basidiomycota; Agaricomycetes; Agaricales; Mycenaceae.